AUGGAGAUGUCAAGGUCUUCAGACACGUUCAGCGCAUCACGCAAUCGCGUCCGUGCGGAUGAAAUCAACGAUGAGGAGGACCAUGCAGACGCGGCGUACGUGGAGAAGCACAACCUACAGUGCCUCUUCUCGGAAAUGGCGGAGCAGCUUUCCGAGAAGGAUCCGAAAACUGAACAGGAGGCCGAACGCAUUCUGUUGGAAUUUUUGACGCACCGGAAGGCGGAACGUGACCGUGCGGCUCUGCGGCUUCAGUUUAGCCACUCCUUUGAGGUAAACCUUGACAAUGGGCGCAAAAUCAUGAGACUGCAGCUUGGUCAAGAGACUUCCACGCUUCAGUUGGAGCAAAAAGGCCGUGUGUUGAAAAUGGACGAGGCUUUUUCUAUUUCUUUGGAGCAAACAGAGGAGUUAACGGAGAUGUUUUACGAACUUGGUCGUUUUGUUGUGGAUGGGACGAAAGGAGAACAGGGGGGAUUCAUUAGUAUUGACGAGCGGGAUGUGUAUCUGCUCGCCGCGGGGAGGGAAUGCGCGGAGGCAGGUGAUGAGCUCUUUAAUUUGGCGAUGCUUUUCAGCAUGGACCGGGGGAAGAAGUCAGAGCAGACUUCUGGGGAAGCGUAG
Molecule: messenger RNA, 615 nt
Organism: Trypanosoma cruzi
Lineage: Eukaryota; Euglenozoa; Kinetoplastea; Trypanosomatida; Trypanosomatidae
Exons: 1
Coding region: 1-615 (204 amino acids)
Source: RefSeq, a predicted model, not a curated record